Messenger RNA from Sphaeramia orbicularis (orbiculate cardinalfish), 599 nucleotides. Its product is annotated as cilia- and flagella-associated protein 100-like. The record is from RefSeq and is a predicted model, not a curated record. Bases 11 to 541 code for a protein of 176 amino acids. Lineage: Eukaryota; Metazoa; Chordata; Actinopteri; Kurtiformes; Apogonidae. The transcript has 4 exons.
AGAGCAAGCAAUGUUGCAGCUUUCUAAGAUGAAGGACAAACUCAAACAAGUCAAGGAGGAAACAGUCAGACUGAAACAGAAGGUCCAGCUCCAUGACACCUUAAAAACAAAAGACAAGGACAUAAUGUUGAACUCUCUGGAUAAGAAGGUGUCAGAGGUGUUUCACUGCUGCGUGAACAAGCACUGCACCAUCUUAGGUACCCUGGAGAAGCUGACAAGGAUUGAAAACCGCAUGUCUGAGCUGGUAGAGCAGGUUGAGACCAUGCCUAAAGAAGUGGUGGAGAGGUUAUUGCAGGUCAAGGAGCAGGAGAGGAGAUCCAGGCUGCACGAGGAAAAGCUCCGACUGGAAAGGCAGAAACAUGAGCUGAAAUUUAAAAAGUACAAAGAAAGAGCCAUGGGUGAAACCAAGAAAAAGAGUGGAAGGAAGCUCAUGCCCAGAUCUUAUGUUGGUGCGACCAAAAAGGAAGUCCCUGAAGAAGACAACAGACCUGAUGAGGAAGAUCUACCUGACUACCUGUCAUCAGACACUGAGGACUUUUAAAAAUAGAUGUUUCCCAUGUCAUGCAAAAUUUUAAAAAGUAAAAAAAUACAAGUGAAAG